Molecule: messenger RNA, 1424 nt
Organism: Lutra lutra (Eurasian river otter)
Lineage: Eukaryota; Metazoa; Chordata; Mammalia; Carnivora; Mustelidae
Gene: GLYATL2
Product: glycine-N-acyltransferase like 2
Cellular component (GO): mitochondrion
Molecular function (GO): glycine N-acyltransferase activity
Source: RefSeq, a predicted model, not a curated record
AUGUUUGUGCUUCAUGAAACCCAAAAGCUGUAGAUUCUGUAUGAAUCCCUGGAAAAGAGCAUCCCUGAGUCCUUGAAGGCAUAUGGUGCCAUUUUCAACAUUAAAAAUAAAACCCCAUUCAACAUGGAGAUGCUGGUGGAUGCCUGGCCAGAUUAUCAGACGGUAAUUACUCUGCACUGGAAAGAGGAGAUGAAAGAUGACCUGGAUCGUUAUAUCAACACUUACCACAUCUUCACCAAAGCUCCUGACAAGAUAGCGGAAGUCCUGGCAUGCCCCCAGGUUAUCAGUUGAGAACAAACUUUCCAGAUCCAAGGUUGCCAAGUGAAUGUGGGGGAGGCAAUAAGAAAGAUUUCAGCUGCAAAAUCAGCGCAGGUAGAUCACUUGAAGACCACACUCAUUAUGACAGAAAUACCAGUGGAACCCAAGACAUCAAGGGAUGACCAGAUGGCUUUGGUGGAGUCAUUUAGCAUGCCCAAGGUGGACGAAGAUAGCAAGAAAGGAAGAUGUCAGAACAUCUUCUUGGAUGCUUCCCAUGUGGGGUUUGUGAAUGAGCAGUGGAACUUUGGAAAAAAUGAAAGGAGCUUGAAAUAUAUUGAAUGCUGCCUCCAGAAUUUUCCAGGAUUUGGUGUGCUGAGUCCAGAGGGGGACCCUAUCUCUUGGAUUAUGAUGGAACAGUCUUGUGAGAUGAGAAUGGGUUACACUGUCCCCAAAUACCGAGACAAAGGCUACAUGAAGAAAAUCUGUUUUCACUUCAUAAAGUAUUUUAUUCAGAAAAAAAUGCCAUUUUAUUUCUAUGUGUCAAGAGAUGAAGAAAACCUUCAGGCACUGAGAAGUGUAGGGCUUAAGGCUGCUCCUUGUGGCUGGCAUCAGUGGAAAUGCACUCCUAGAAAAUAUUAUUGAUUAGUGCCACUAUCCAUUACAAGCCUUUCUUACCAGUGAAAAAAAUACCAGUUCAAAAACAAACAUUAUAAUUUAUAUUAGCAGAAAAAAAUCCAAUUAUUUGGGCUCCAUGCAUUACUUAACCCACUCUUGUAUAAUAUUUUUGUCCUCCUCCAUAAUAGAGAAAAAUGGAAACUUGAACUUUUGGUGUUAUGUUUUGCCUUUAUGUUGACAGACCUCUCAGAAUUAAAAUCAACCAAUGUCAAUCAUUAGUGCCAAGAUAAACCUUUCAAAGCAACAUUUUCCUCUUUGAAGUCUUCUUUCAUGAGAGAAUCCUGUUUUUCCAUGCUUCUGUGCUUGAAAAUAAAAAGACUGAUUUGAAAAGUGUCUUCUCUGGUAUCUUCCCCUUCCUCUGACAAAAUUUUCCAAAGAACCUCUCAAAGCCCCACAGGCUUUGAUUGAGAGGAUCAAAAUCCUCUCAAGAGUUUUGAGAUACUCUACUGAAUUAAAUUAUGUGGUCAUCAGUGAAAUUUUUUUUUAAGUUU